GAAUCGAGGGAACACGUGUUAUUUUGGUUAUUUUUAUUUACCAUACUAAAUGCAGUUGUCAUCAGAGCACAGUAGCAUUGUCGCAUUAUGUAUUGCUAACUUGUUUUUAAUUCAAAAAGUUCAAAAAAGUAUAAAUUUUGCAAUGUUUGAAGAACCCCAAAGUUCGGACGAAGAAAGUCCCGUCCAAGACGGCGAUUGCUGUGACCUGAAGGAGCUGAGGCGCGUGUUCGUUUCUGAGCUCAAAGCUAGUUCCGAGAUUGCUGCCUCACUAAAGCGGACUUGUGGUCUGCACCUGUCGCUAUCAAAUGAUGCACGAAAGCUAUCCGUCGGACUUUCGCAGAAAACAGUUCAGCUCUACCAAAUUGGGACCGAUGGCAGUCUGGUGCUAGAUCAAGCCGAUUUUGCUACAUAUAAAAGUUCAAUACGAGGUGUAAAGUUUUUCCACAGCGAUCCAAAUUCCUUAAUGAUUUGUACGGAAAAAGGAGAAGUGAUAUUCUACGACUUGAGAUCAAACAAAACCAUUUACACAUUUGAAGACAGCUCAGAGGGAAUCCAGAAAACUCUUACCGCGUUUGACAUCAAUCAGAAUGAUCGCGUUCUGUGUGCCUCAACGGAUGUGCAGAAGAAUGGUGAUAGUUUUCUUCUGUUUUUCGAUAUCCGUGAGCGGAAGUACCUUGGUUCGUAUUGGGAAUGCCACAGCGAAGACAUUACGAACGUGCGAUUCCACCCUACUAAUCCUGAUCUGCUAGCCAGUGGCAGUGUCGAUGGUCUGAUAAAUGUUUUUGAUAUAUCGCAUCCGAACGAAGACGAUGCGAUGAAAUAUUGUUUCAAUGUUGAAGAUUCGAUCGAAAGGUUAAAUUGGCACAAAAAUUCAAACAAUAAGGACUCGGUUUCCUGUAUAACGACCACUAACAAUUUCCAUCUGUAUGACGUAGAGGAUCAAGAACUGGAAGUUGAAUUCGACAGAAUCAAAAUAACAGAAUUCAUCAAGAGAAAAUCGUCAAUCGACUGCAAUGUGGUAAAUAUUCACAAUUCAGGAUCCAGUUUCAUUUUAUUAGCGGGAUCGAACUACAACAGAGGUGAAUGCCUGCGUUCGCUCAAAUACGACAAUAAGAGCUUCCAACCCCACCAAAACUUUCUUAAUAAUCGUCAAAUUAUACGGGACAGCAUCUACAACGAGAAGGAGAAUUUUCUGAUUACCACUGGAGAGGGUGGACUCAUCACUAUGUGGCGUUGUGGAGAUGUCGAGACGGAUCAACAUGUGGCGGAAUAUGAUAGCAAUGUGAAAAGAAAAACAAAACUUAAACUUAAGACGGGCCAUCGCGCAAAUCCCUAUUGAAAUAUUUGUGUUUUGGGAUCAAUCAUCUGCACAGUUCAUGCAAUCUCAAACUCUAAAAAAAUCAAUAAAAUGUCUUAUUGAGGGAAAAUAUGCUAGUGUAUGAUGGUAUUAUCAACCGAAGGAAG
Molecule: messenger RNA, 1464 nt
Organism: Toxorhynchites rutilus septentrionalis
Lineage: Eukaryota; Metazoa; Arthropoda; Insecta; Diptera; Culicidae
Product: WD repeat-containing protein 89
Exons: 4
Coding region: 50-1339 (429 amino acids)
Molecular function (GO): protein binding
Source: RefSeq, a predicted model, not a curated record